Python bivittatus (Burmese python) is the source of this 9412-nucleotide messenger RNA. NCBI's taxonomy places the organism in Eukaryota, Metazoa, Chordata, Lepidosauria, Squamata, Pythonidae. The record is from RefSeq and is a predicted model, not a curated record.
UAUGAGAAAAAGGGAAAGCUAAGGAUGCUGGAGCAGAACAAUGGAUUUCUCCUUCUCUUUCAUGCAAGGGAUCAUGGGAAACACAAUUCAGCAACCACCUCAACUCAUUGAUUCGGCGAAUAACCGCCAAGAGGAUGCUUUUGAUGCCAGCAGUGACAUCACUGAAGAUGGUAGACAGACGCCAUAUGAAGCUGCUCUUGCCUUGCAGCAAGGUUUUCAGUAUCCUACACCAACAGCAGAGGACCUUCCACCCCUCAUUAAUGGAUUUCCCCAAAUUGGCAUGUAUGAGCCCCAAACCAAAUACCAGUCCUACAGUCAGUAUCCAAAUGGCUCUGCCAAUGGCUUUGGCACCGUUAGAAACUUUAGUCCACCAGAGUAUUAUCAAAUGGAGAACUCUAACAUAAGGCCACAUGAAAUUCUGGAAAAACCAUCUCCUCCUCAGCCUCCACCUCCCUCAGUAUCCCAAACGGUGAUUCCAAAGAAGACAGGUUCACCAGAAAUUAAGUUAAAAAUAACCAAAACUAUCCAGAACGGCAGGGAAUUAUUUGAGUCCUCGCUGUGUGGGGAUCUUUUAAAUGAAGUACAAGCAAGUGAGUGUGCAAAGUCAAAACAUGAAGGGAGAAAAGAGAAACGGAAAAAAAGUAGCAAGCAUGAUUCUUCCCACUCAGAAGAACGCAAAUCACGUAAGAUUCCAAAACUAGAGCCAGAGGAGCAAAAUAGACCAAAUGAGAGGCUUAGCACACAGUCUGAAAAACCAAGGGAAGAAACAGUAGCAUUGGAUGAAACCCCGGCACAGCAGAUUGCUUCUUCUCUUUCCACACAAGAAGCAAGUGAUAGCAAGUUUGAAGUGGGAGAUCUCGUCUGGUCCAAAGUGGGGACAUAUCCUUGGUGGCCCUGCAUGGUUUCAAGAGAUCCUCAACUCGAAGUUCAUACUAAAAUUAACACACGAGGUGCACGAGAAUAUCAUGUUCAGUUCUUUAGCAACCAGCCUGAAAGGGCUUGGGUACAUGAAAAGCGGGUACGAGAAUAUAAAGGACGUAAACAGUAUGAUCAGCUGGUAGCAGAAGCUGCUAAGCAAGCCAAUCACUCUGAAAAACAGAAGAUUCGCAAACCAAGGCCGCAGAGAGAACGUGCACAGUGGGAUAUUGGCAUUGCCCAUGCUGAGAAAGCACUAAAAAUGACUCGGGAAGAGAGGAUAGAACAGUACACAUUCAUCUACGUAGAUAAAGAGCCAGAGGAGGUGUCAUCAAAAGCCAAAAGGACUGUCAUGCCUAAGACAGAGGCUAAAAAGAAUCGCAAAAUUAAACCAUCGCCAAACUCUCAGCCAGAACAGACCAGUGAUGUUUUGGCCUCACCUUCCCCACCCAAAACUGAGGUCCGGAGGCAUAGUCAGAGGAGACAGUCUAGUGCAGAUGAAGAAGCUCCUCCUGUGAAAAUACAGUGGAAAACUGCUGCGGCUAGAAAGUCCUUACCAGCGUCAAUAACCAUGCACAAGGGAACAUUGGACCUUCAAAAAUGUAAUAUGUCUCCAGUUGUUAAAAUUGAACAAGUUUUUGCUCUUCAGAAUGCUGCUGGGAAUGGAAAAUUCAUUGAUCAGUUUGUUUACUCUACAAAGGGUAUAGGAAACAAACCAGAAAUAAUCAUCAAGGGGCAUGACAAAGUCACUUCUGUCUCCAUCCAGCGAAAUGAGAGAGCCUCAUUACAAAGUGCACCCUCUCCAGAAACAUCUUCUGGGUUGGCAAGUUCUGUAGAAAAGAAGCAACAGAGAAGAUCAAUACGAACUCGCUCAGAGUCUGAGAAAUCCACUGAGGUUGUGCCAAAGAAGAAGAUCAAAAAGGAGCAGGUAGAGACAGCCCCACAGGCAGCAGUGAAGACUGGAUUACAAAAAGGUGCCAGUGAGAUUUCAGAUUCUUGUAAACCUCUAAAGAAAAGAAGUCGUGCCUCCACAGAUGUAGAAUUGGCUAACUCAGCUUACAGAGAUACCUCUGAUUCUGAUUCAAGAGGACUUAAUGAUUUACAGGGUAGUUUUGGAAAGCAGUCCGAUAGCCCAUCAGCCACAGCAGAUGCUGAUGCUUCCGACGUACAGUCUGUGGACUCCAGUUUGUCAAGAAGAGGUUCUGGGGCAAGUAAGAGAGACACUGUUUGUCAGAUCUGUGAAAGCACGGGUGAGUCUCUAAUAUCCUGCGAAGGUGAAUGCUACAGGGUCUUCCAUACAGAAUGCCUAGGGUUGAGCUCGCAGCCUGAUGGAAAAUUUAUCUGCCUGGAGUGCAAAAAUGGGCAGCAUAUAUGUUUUUCCUGCAAACGUCCUGGCAAAGAUGUGAAACGCUGCUCUGUCAACACGUGUGGCAAAUUUUACCAUGAAGCCUGUGUCCGCAAGUUUGCUACAGCCGUUUUUGAAUCCCGGGGAUUCCGUUGCCCUCAGCAUUGCUGCACCGCGUGCUCUAUGGACAAAGAUAUUCAUAAAGCAAGUAAAGGUCGCAUGGUGAGAUGUUUGAGAUGCCCCAUUGCCUAUCACUCAGGAGAUGGCUGUAUUGCUGCAGGAAGCUUGUUUGUGUCAUCCCACAUCCUCAUCUGUAGUAACCAUUCCAAAAGGAGCAAUCACUCUUCAUCAGCUGUAAAUGUAGGCUUUUGUUUCGUUUGUGCAAGAGGGCUGAUAGUGCAGGAUCAUUCAGACCCCCUGUUCAGUUCAUAUGCCAAUAAGUCCCACUAUCUACUGAAUGAAUCAAAUCGUGCUGAGUUGAUGAAAUUACCUAUGAUUCCUCCUUCUUCGUCAGCUUCCAAAAAGAAAUGUGAGAAAGGUGGGAAACUGCUGUGCUGCGAAUCUUGCCCUGCGUCCUUCCACCCGGAAUGUCUUAAUAUAGAGAUGCCAGACGGCUCGUGGAACUGCAACGAUUGCAAAGCUGGCAAGAAAUUGCGAUACAAGCAGAUUGUUUGGGUCAAGCUUGGAAAUUACAGGUGGUGGCCAGCUGAGAUCUGCAAUCCCAGAUCUGUUCCUCUCAACAUACAGGGCCUCAAGCAUGACAUCGGAGACUUCCCGGUAUUUUUCUUUGGUUCACAUGACUACUAUUGGGUGCAUCAGGGGAGAGUAUUCCCAUAUGUUGAAGGAGAUAAAAGCUUUGCUGAAGGGCAAACUAAUAUUAACAAGACCUUCAAAAAAGCACUUGAAGAAGCAGCGAAACGCUUCCAGGAACUGAAAGCACAAAGAGAAAGUAAAGAAGCACUUGAGAUUGAGAGGAGUUCCAGAAAACCCCCUCCCUAUAAACACAUUAAAUCCAACAAAGUGGUAGGGAAGGUUCAGAUUCAACUUGCAGACUUGUCAGAAAUCCCUCGGUGUAACUGUAAGCCAACUGACGAGAACCCUUGUGGCCUGGAGUCAGAGUGUUUAAAUCGAAUGCUGCAGUACGAGUGUCAUCCACAAGUUUGCCCUGCAGCAGAGCGCUGCCAGAAUCAGUGCUUCACCAAAAGACUCUAUCCAGAAGCAGAAAUUAUAAAAACUGAUCGACGUGGCUGGGGUCUACAGACCAAACGGAACAUUAAAAAGGGUGAAUUUGUCAAUGAAUAUGUUGGUGAAUUAAUCGACGAGGAAGAAUGCAGAUUGCGAAUUAAACGUGCCCAUGAGAACAGUGUGACCAAUUUUUAUAUGUUAACUGUUACAAAGGACCGCAUAAUAGAUGCUGGACCAAAGGGAAACUAUUCUCGCUUUAUGAACCACAGCUGCAACCCCAACUGUGAAACCCAGAAGUGGACAGUGAAUGGAGAUGUCCGAGUUGGGCUCUUUGCUUUAUGUGAUAUUCCUGCAGGGAUGGAGUUAACAUUUAACUAUAAUUUGGAUUGUCUGGGGAAUGGCAGAACUGAGUGCCACUGUGGAGCAGAAAACUGCAGUGGAUUCCUAGGAGUACGGCCAAAGACGGCAUGCGCAACAGCAAAUGAAGAGAAGGCAAAGAAUGCCAAACUAAAACAGAAGAAACGGAAGAUAAAAACAGAGCAGAAGCAGAUGCACGAAGACAAUUGUUUCCAGUGUGGAGAUGGGGGUGAACUAGUCAUGUGUGACAAAAAAGACUGUCCCAAAGCAUACCACCUCCUCUGCCUUAACUUGACACAGCCACCCUUUGGGAAGUGGGAAUGCCCGUGGCACCAGUGUGCCAUCUGCGGCAGCCCAGCAACCUCGUUUUGUGAGUUCUGCCCUCGCUCUUACUGCAAAGAUCAUGAAAAAGGAUCCCUUGUCUCCUCAGCCUUGGAUGGACGCCUCUGCUGCUCUGGACACAACCCUAAAGCUCCGGUGGCCCCCGAGUAUUGGGGCAAGAUCAAGCGCCGACCAGAACAGCAAAACCCAGAGGAAGCAUCAAAGGAGUGAAGAGGUUCUUCCACCAAAACGCCACACAACAUUGUACCCGUUCAGGGUGGCAAAUCAUUGUGAAUCUAGAUCCAGUGCCAUGGGAAGCCUCAGUCUUCAGCACUGCCUCCGUGGGACUCCAUUAGGGACCGCUGGAUCUUGGGAGGCAGUUGGAAGCCUGUGCAUCUGAUGAGAUCCGUUUGCCCUUGAAUGUGUCUUUCAGGCUCUCAAAGAUCCGAAAGAAGCAUCUUGGCAACCUUUUUGUUAGAAGAGGAAACCUUUCUGAUGCGGGGGAGGGGUGGGCAAAAGGACAUUCAGUUUAAAGUAUGUUCUCUGCGCGUAGAAAAGAAACAUAGCAAAAAUAUUUAUUUAUUUAAUUUUUAACGGACUUUUUUGAGGAUUUCUGGUUCUAAUACAAUCAGUGUGUCUGAAAAGAGUUAGCAGCACCAGCCUGGUAUCUAUCUCUGUAUGUUUUUUUUUUUUCUGUCUAGUUUUACAAUUAUGAAAAAAAAAUCAGAUAAAUCUUAAAUCUUAUUGUGGCAGUUCCAAGUGAGAUACUUCCAGUAACUUCAUGAUGACAAGAGUUUUGAGAUGGUGCACCCCUCUUUCCUUUCAAGGGAGAAAUACCUUCUCCCACAAGAAAUUAGGACUCCACUUACCUUGGAAGGGCAUUCUUGACAUGAUGUUUUCAGUCACUUUGGAAGCAUGUACCCUGGCAGCUUCUUAGAUAUACGGUGUUUGCAAUUCUGCUUUAUUUCUAAAGGGCUUAUGCAGAAGAGUCUGGUAGGUUGUGCCUAUAAAAAUCUGGGUGAAAAUGCUGUAAGGAGCCUAGGGAUAUUUCUCCUUUGGCCCUGGAGUCCAGUUUCAUUAUGCAUAGGUCACUUUUCUGUCACUAUUGAAUUUGAAGGAGACUUAAGCAGGAACGUCUUUGGAACAGUGCUUUUCUUGACUGUUGUACAUCUCGCUGUAUGAUGGGAAUCAGCGUGGACCACCUGCAUUUACAGGUUGGAUGUUCAGGCUCUUCCUUGGCAAGCCUUCCUUGGUUCUUCUUUUAUGGAUCAUGUACCAUGCAGAAUCUGUAAUCUUGCACGGUGUGAUUUCCACAAUAAUAGAUUCUGAUUAAGAUUUAUCUUUUAAAUUUGAAAGGCAGAAUUUGGCUGCCAGUUGGUGUAUUUUAUAUGGCCAGUUUUGUUCUUGUUUCAUCUGAUUUUGAUGUGGGUUAUUCAAAGGAAUAUCUUCAUUGGAUAGGAAUGGUCUAUCUUACAAAGCCAUGUGUGUAUUUCAUAAAGACUAGUUUAUUAAUCUUUCUAAAACAGUAGGCACUGAAAUAACGUAGCUUAUACUUGUUCCCAUUGGGUACUCCAAAUGUCUCCUGAAAUACUUGUUUUUAUUUAAGAUGCUUAGUUGAAUAACAACUGUAUAUUGAUUUAUAUGAACAUAACAAAUUAGGCGAUUCCAGAAAAUAGACAGUAUUUUAUGAUGCCAGUAACUCCUUUCUUAGGUUUUUUAUUAGUUUUUUAAUUCUUCUUUUUAAAAGCCUAUAAAGGAAAAGCAAAUACAGCUUCUAUUUUCCUAAUCUGCAUAGGCAUAAAAAUAAAGCUGCAUACUACAUUCCUUUAAAACACCUGAGAUGUCCUUCAGUUUUCAUUCAGUUUGCAAAUUCCUUUGCAGAUCACUGACUUCACUCUUGUAUUGCGUAAGCUUCAAAAUCUUGUGGACUAAAUAUUACAGAGCCCUAAAAGAAGAUGCUACGCAUUUGAUUACACUAAUGAACAUUUAAAGGAAUUUUUGAGAACACUACAAUUUAUUUAUGUAUAUUAAGAUUUAGAUUUUAGGGGUUUUUUUGUUACAUAUUUGAUUUUUGGGGUAGGAAAAAAAAAUAAGGUCACAGGGGAAGAAAUUCUUUCAGAGAGGAUUUUGUCCUAAUCUAAGAAUUCUACGUUCAGUAUUUUCUCAGAAUUCCUAUCUUUACUCUCUUCCCUACACUCCAUUAUCCCUUGACAGAUUGGGAAUGGCUAUAGAGUGUCCAGAUUUCAUGGCAGUGCAUUUCGAGAGGGCAAAUAUAUAAUUAGGGAACAGAUACCACUGAAGUUGAGGUGGAGUUUUGAAAUACUGCAACUCAGUCAGUGAACAGCAUUAAAGCUUGAGCUGUGCUGUGGCACCAUGGACCAGAUCAUGUUCUCCUUUCUCUUCUUUACUCACAUCUUCCCCCCUCUGUCUCUCUCAGCUGCCAUGUACUGUUCUGGUUCUUGUCUUUUCAUCAUGUUUAGAAGAAACUUGUUCCAUUUGGGUGGAGAGAUCUUUUGUCCUUACUAGCAGAGCAUCCAGCAUCAUGAUUAUAAUUUGUAUGUCACCUCAAGUGCAAUUUUGCAAGGAAAAGUGGCUAAAACUGUUUAUAAAUAGAAGGGUCAGUGGGCGGGUGGUCAACAGUCAAAGCCAAUCCUGUUUAGCCCACACCUGAACCAGCCCUAUUCUCAGAAGAAGAGGACACUCCAUGACGAUGUCAAUUUAAAUUAGUGUUUCAGAUUUUCUCCACUAAUGGGUGCAAAUAUGAAGGAAGCAUGUAUUUUAUUGGGUGAUACUUUUUUGUUAGAAAAAGCCUUUUGAACCCCAUAAAGGUUCUCCAUUAAGCUAAGAUGUUUUAAAACUUAGCUGGCUCGCUCCUGAGUGGAUUUUAAAUGUUUUCGCAUUGUUCUAGAAUUGAGUGUUUAGCUCGUUUUGUUCUGUUUUGUUUUAAGAAAUAGAAUGGGAAGGUUUUCCUUUGAAAAUGCAGAUCUACAAUAAGCAAUAUGACAUUGUUAACAAACCGAAACGCUGAUUAUGAGUAAAGAGUGUUUUUGUGAGCAAUGGCAAUAUUAAAGGUUCCUGGAUUCCCUCCCUCCCUUCUCCCAAUUUCUAAUUAUUUGGUCUGUUGGCCUCUGUAAAAGUGGGAUUGAAGGAAUGCUAUGAGAGAUGGAGUUGAGUCAAAGGAAGGCUGGCGUUCUUCUCUGAAUAUAUGCUGAAAACAGGUAUUUCUUCUCCCUCCUUCCCAUCCUCCGGUGUGUGCUUGACUUGCAAAACACUCCCUAUUUCCUCCACUUCUUCCUAAUUACUUUAUAAGGUAGGGUGCAAGAGUGUUUUCUUUUUCCCAAGCAGUUCAUACAAAUGAGUAAAAACUGCUGAUUAUCCUGUACGCACUUAAAAUCGAUUGAGGUUUCCCUGAGAUCUCUUGCUCUGCGCCCUUCUGUGGGACAAACCUAUUGAACCUAGUGGCACUUCUUUCUGAGUGGACAUGCGCAGGAUUGCGUUGUGAAUUCAGCGAAACGUAAUUUCUGAGUAGGCAUCCAUAGCUUUGCUGUUUGUAUGCACAAGCCAUGAUAGGGGUUCCAUAGAGAAAUGGCUACAUUUUGCUUUAUCCCAUAGAUCAUGCACUUUAAUCAGGAGUGGAAAGUGGUGUUGGCUUGCUCCACUAGAAUACUGCAGUUUUGUGUUCUUGCAAGGGUGGAGAUGCUUUCAACAUGAGAUCGCAACCUACAGAAUACAGAUAUCUUUUGGCUGUAUUGGCAUAACUCUGACUAAAGUCUGUGGAAUGCUUUUGUAUUGCAGCUUGGGUUACAUAUAUGCCUCAAGGAAACAUGUUUUUGUCUGCAGGGACAUGAAAAGGUAGUGUGAAAACAUCUGACUAGGUAAACAGUUUAAAGAAAAUAGUUUUGACACUUAGAUUUCAAGCAGGUGUCUCGUGAAUCCUGGGGAUACACAGGUGGGAUAGCAAUUUCUACACAUUUUUUAGACCUACAACUGCUUUGUCAAACACUCCAAGGGUCGCAAUUCAUACAAGCAAUGAAAAACCGAGAAAAAUUUCCGCCAAGCAGCGUGUGCCUAGGAAAUUCCACAGGAUAUGUAAUUUGUAACUGAUGCUGCUUGUGCUUUGAGGAAUGAAGCAAGCAGCAAAACAAGGGAUAUUCUGGUCUUCUCUUGUGAGCAGCUACCCGCACAGUAUUUUUUAGCAUUUCUUUUUUCACUCCUUAGCAGACAGCAGUGUGAUUUCAGGCUUUAACAUGUGAAAACAUGAGCCAGUUGCUGAAGUUGAUGUCAAAGCUCUGAGAAGCCUCUGCUGUUAUCAAGUGUAUGUCUAAAGAAGAGUGUUUGUAUGUGGUCAUGGUGCUGCUGCUUUCCUUCAGGACAUACAAUACAGGCACGCACUUCCUACAUUCUGUUUUAGGAGCCCUCAGGUGCAUAUCUGUGGGUUAAAAUGCCGCGUGAGAAAGUUCUGUAGAACUUGUGAUUAAGAUGAAGGGGCUCGAAUGCCUCCCUGGCUUUAUGCUUGGAUUCCGUCUGCAUACCCAGGUGGCAUUCAGAAGGUGUAAUUAUUACAGUAUCAUUGCCAAUGACCUGAAAACCAGUUGACUGUAUAUAUGGAGAUGUUAAGGGUAGGGUUGGGACGUGGGGAAUGUCUCCCGCUGGUACGAAUAUAGUCACUUUAACAUUGUAUCUUCUGCCUCAUUGAAUUCAGGGUUUAAAGUACUUGAAACUAUUUCCAUGCUUAUUUUACAGUUUGUGUUUUAUUUAUACAUUUCCUAUUGUAUUAUGAGAGUCUCUCUUCCCACCGUAACACAGAGUCUGAAAUAGAUUUCUGCUUCUAUUGCACAAGAUGAAUCCAAGGCGUAUAGGAAAUACUUGGAAAGUAAACUUAACUCCUUUUCUUAUGCUCUUAAGAGCUGUUGCCGGAGAUAGUAGCAGCAUUAUGACUUUCCAGUAUGUUUGUUGCUUACACUAAAUGGGCCCUCCUGCUUUCUCCUCCCCAUGUCAGAGUUUCAGACAAAAAUAAAAUGCACUUAUCAUAUCACUCCUUGAUCUGUAUAGAUAACUUUGCAAGGUGGACUUGAGCAAAUCGGUAUCCAGCUGCAUUUUACCAUGUGAUGGGUUCCGGUUGCAAAUAUAAUUGGGUGAGUGGCACUCUCCCUCUGUUCUGGAGAGGGUGGGAGGAAAUGAAGCAGGCAGUUUUUGCAGCUGUGGUGACAUGCAGAAAGCUAGAAAUUGUCAUCUGCAUGGCAUGAAGUCUGUCUAUAUUGAUGUUUCUCAACCCUGGCAACUUUAAGC